AUGGAUUUUAUUUUCAAUACCAGUAAUUGUGAAAUUAAGCAUUUGACUCAAUUCUUGAAGAACAAAUUAUAUUUCGCAACAAUACUUGGCCGAGCACCUAAAUCUACCAGUGAAACUGUAUUCUUCUCAACCGACGAUGAAUUGGUGUACCAUAAUUUUUAUACGGAUUUCGGACCAUUAAAUUUAUCAUGUCUUUACAAAUAUUGUAAUAUUUUAAACAAUAAACUGAAAACUACACCUGGUCAGAAGGUAAUACAUUAUACUUCGACUGAUCCUCAAAAAAGGGCGAAUGCUGCUUUUUUAAUAUCGGCUUUUGCGGUUCUGUAUUUGGCUCAGUCGCCGAACGACGCAUAUUACACUGUCAAAUAUAAAGGAAAACCAUUCAACAAUAAUACAUUCAUAGUUUUCAGACCAUUUCAAGAUGCAUCCCAAAAAGAAUCCAAUUACCACAUAUCAAUUCUUGAUUGCCUGCAAGCUCUGCAUCGAGCAGUCACCUUAAGAAUUUUUAACUUCACAGAUUUUGACUGCAACGAAUAUGAUAGAUUGGGAAAAAUAGGACUUGGCGAUAUCACGUGGAUUGUUCCAAAUAAGUUUAUAGCUUUUCCUGGACCCACGGAAACUAGCCGAGAGCAAGCGCCUGAAUUGUACAUCACAUAUUUUAAGAAGAACAAUGUGAGAACUGUCAUAAGGCUGAACAGACCGCAGUAUGAUUCCCAGAAAUUUAAAAACGCUGGAAUAAAACAUUUUGAUCUAUUUUUCCCGGAUGGAUCAACUCCUCCAAGGCAUGUUUUAACUGAAUUCCUUAACAUAUCAGAAAGAGAACCAGGAGCAAUUGCUGUUCAUUGCAAGGCUGGUUUGGGAAGAACAGGCACUUUGAUUGGAGCAUUCCUCAUAAAACAUUACGAUAUGGGAGCACGGGAGUCCAUCGCCUGGCUUCGAAUUUGCAGACCAGGUUCAGUUAUCGGACCCCAACAGACCUACUUAGAACAAGCUGAGGGCUGGUUAUGGAAAGAAGGAUAUAAUUUUCGGAUGAUGAAUUAUGGUGACCCGGAAAAACUACCUUGUCAUAAAUUCGGAAUUUACAGCAUUCUUCAGAAAAAGCGCAUUUUCCAGGAGAAGGAGCAUGGAAGCUUUUUCGAUGCAUUGCAUGAAAAGGGGCCAGUACAUAAUAAACAAAUGGAAAACAAUGAUGUCCUUGCAAACCAGAGUCAACAAAACUGUAUGCAAACUCAGAUAUCAAAAACCUGUGCACCAUUCAAGGAGAUACAGAAUGGGAAUUUUCCGUCAAUGCAUAGUAGAGUAUUGGUAUCGCAACCUUCACCAAUUGAAUUCGCGCCCAAUAUGGUACAAUGUCUAUCUAAAGAACAUGCUGUUCCAAAGCCUAUAAUUGUAAUGCCAGCUAUGUUAUCUCUCAAACAAAAACCAACAGUAGCCCAUCGAGCAAAAUUCAUACAAAACCCACAGUUGAUAGAGAGCAAAAUUAUCCGAGGAGGAGAGGAAAAAGAACACAACAUACAUGUGAGAAAAGUAAUUGCUCCGAUGAAAACCACUAUCAUCAAUAAUGGGAUAAAUUAUUACAAACCUGGCUUAGAUGUAUCACAAGGGCAGAGACUGUUAGACUUGAAAAAAGAUAGAGAAAAGCAAUUUUUUAGAAACAAAGGUUUGGCUGAUAUAAGAUUACUAUCACAAGCAAACGUACCCGGAAGACUUAAAAAACAAAAAUAA
Messenger RNA from Ctenocephalides felis (cat flea), 1725 nucleotides. RefSeq names its product dual specificity protein phosphatase CDC14C-like. The record is from RefSeq and is a predicted model, not a curated record. NCBI's taxonomy places the organism in Eukaryota, Metazoa, Arthropoda, Insecta, Siphonaptera, Pulicidae. Gene Ontology annotation, molecular function: protein tyrosine/serine/threonine phosphatase activity. Gene Ontology annotation, biological process: positive regulation of cytokinesis; protein dephosphorylation; regulation of exit from mitosis. Bases 1 to 1725 code for a protein of 574 amino acids. The transcript has 7 exons.